AUGGCAAGUACACCUCAAGCACCAGUCUAUCUCACCACGCAAAAGUCCCUCGCUCACCGAUUGAUCCUCUCCACCCUUACUGGCCGUGCAGUUCACUUUAAACAGAUCCGGCCGUCAUCUCUUACUCAUACCGGCCUCGCCCCUCACGAGAUUUCUUUUCUUCGCUUACUCGAAGCUGUCACCAAUGGGUCGCAGUUUGUAAUCAGUGUUACGGGAACAGAGCUGCUCUACAAACCAGGAUUGAUAACAGGGAGCGCACCUGGCUCUGGUGCCAGUGGUGGGGUAAUAAAGCAUGAGCUGCCCGCUGAGUGUACCAGAGGCAUCAGCUACUUCUUGGUACCCUUAUGCCUCCUGGCACCAUUCUCAAAAGCCCCGAUCAAUGUCCUAUUCACCGGUCCUGGAGUAAUUACUUCUGCCACACCCUCUGGAGAUUUGUCUGCAGACAGCGUGCGAACAGCAAUAUUGCCUCUCUAUGCACAAUUUGGGAUAACAGACAAUAUUGAACUGAGGAUUUUGCGGCGCUCCAACGUGAGUACUGGUGGGAAAGGAGGAGCUGGCGAGGUCCAGCUUGUUUUCGGGCAUCAGGUCCGGCUUCCUAAGACGGUACACAUAAUGAAUCCUGGACGAGUGAAAAAGAUACGAGGUGUUGCAUAUUGCACAGGGGUCUCGGCCUCAAACAACGCUCGGAUGAUUGAGGAAGCCAGAGGAGUUUUGAAUCCGAUGACGGCAGACACAUACAUCUUCUCAGAUGUGUCUUCUGCUCCCUACCCAAAGUCAAGGGACAAAUCCGAUACGAAUCAAAACAGGAAAACAGGAGUUGGAUUUGGGCUUUCCCUUGUUGCGGAGUCAUCUACCGGAUCGCUUUACUCCGCAGAUCUUGCAUCACCGCCGGCAGGAGGAGUACCACCAGAGGAUAUAGGGCGACAGUGUGCAUACCAGCUCCUCGAGUCCAUCUCUUUCGGUGGAGCUGUAUCUCUAGCAGCCGCGCCUACUGUAUUGACCCUUAUGGCCAUGGGUUCGGAAGACGUUGGAAGAUUACAGCUGGGCAAGAAUGUGCUUAGUAGCGAACCAAUAAUUGGACUUGCCAGAGAUCUGAAAGCCUUUGGAGCCAGCGGAUGGGGAGUACGAGAGCCUAUCACAGGACUGGGCGGUGACGUGGUAGUGAGCGUCGUCGGCAGGGGUGUAGGCAAUGUGGGAAGAAAAAUUGCCUGA
Messenger RNA from Letharia columbiana, 1212 nucleotides. RefSeq lists its product as uncharacterized. Gene Ontology annotation, biological process: ribosome biogenesis; endonucleolytic cleavage of tricistronic rRNA transcript (SSU-rRNA, 5.8S rRNA, LSU-rRNA). Gene Ontology annotation, cellular component: nucleolus. Lineage: Eukaryota; Fungi; Ascomycota; Lecanoromycetes; Lecanorales; Parmeliaceae. The transcript has a single exon. Bases 1 to 1212 code for a protein of 403 amino acids. The record is from RefSeq and is a predicted model, not a curated record. Gene Ontology annotation, molecular function: RNA endonuclease activity.